UUAUUUAUUAAUCCCCACCCCCUAUCCGAGUUAACUUGUAUAGCAAACCCUAACUUUCAGUUUGUGAAUUGCGACACGACCCCAUCGAAAUGGCUCGUACCAAGCAAACUGCUCGUAAAUCCACCGGUGGCAAGGCUCCUCGCAAACAACUCGCUACUAAGGCUGCUAGAAAAUCUGCUCCUACCACCGGCGGUGUGAAGAAGCCUCACCGUUACCGUCCUGGAACCGUCGCUCUACGUGAAAUCCGAAAAUACCAGAAAAGUACCGAACUUUUGAUCCGUAAGCUCCCGUUCCAGCGUCUUGUUCGUGAAAUUGCUCAGGAUUUCAAGACUGACUUGAGGUUCCAGAGUCAUGCGGUUCUUGCUCUUCAAGAGGCCGCUGAGGCUUAUUUGGUGGGUCUGUUCGAGGACACCAACUUGUGCGCUAUUCAUGCUAAGAGGGUGACCAUUAUGCCCAAGGACAUUCAGCUUGCUCGCCGAAUCCGUGGUGAAAGGGCCUAAGUUUGCUUUUCCCUUUUGUUAUGUUUCAUAGGUUCUACAUGAAACUGGAAUAGCAUGGUUUAAUUGUGGAUUAUAUAUGGUACUCUCCUGUAAUUAGUUGAUGAUGGGAGGGUAUUAUUUAUAGUGACUCUUUUUGUUAACGUUCUUGACGAUUAGAGAACCUUAGUCUAUGUUCUUUACCCUUCUGUUUAAUCGGAUCACUUAUUAUGUUGCUUA
This is a messenger RNA of Beta vulgaris subsp. vulgaris (sugar beet), 716 nucleotides long. Its product is annotated as histone H3.3. The record is from RefSeq and is a predicted model, not a curated record. Bases 90 to 500 code for a protein of 136 amino acids. Lineage: Eukaryota; Viridiplantae; Streptophyta; Magnoliopsida; Caryophyllales; Amaranthaceae. Gene Ontology annotation, cellular component: nucleosome. The transcript has 4 exons. Gene Ontology annotation, molecular function: DNA binding; structural constituent of chromatin; protein heterodimerization activity.